This is a messenger RNA of Porites lobata, 1958 nucleotides long. The record is from the annotation of a GenBank genome assembly. NCBI's taxonomy places the organism in Eukaryota, Metazoa, Cnidaria, Anthozoa, Scleractinia, Poritidae.
AUGUUGACUGUUUCAGGUGAAUGUCGAGAACUGUCGUUUCCAGAUUCCUUCUCCUUUACAGCUAAACGUCUGCAGAACCACGCAAUAAGAACUCAACAGGUCGCAGAUGUAGAUAGCUGCGAGCUCCUUUGUUUCUGGGAAUCUAACUGCGUCAGUAUUAAUUUCAAAGAGAAAACAAGGAGCUGUGAGUUGAACAAUGCAACUCAUCGAGGGUAUGGUUAUCACCUGGAAGACGAUGCCGACUACGUAUAUCAUGGAGCAGAAGUAAGAGUACAUCAUAACAUUUAUAUUUAGAUUUAGAUUUAGCCAAGCCAAAAGCGAAGCUCUCGUGGGAUUUUUGAGGAAAUGUCUUUCUAAAGCCUGCGAUCAGUUGAAUACCGUAACUGGGCAGCGGAAAAAUUAAAUAAAACACGUCACCUCAAUGAAUUUUUCACCUGAACCCGCGAUAAAGUCAUGUGACACUGGUCAGCAGAUACCCUAUUGUGACAGCUGUCAAUAGAUCAUAACAUGGAUGCGAGCAAGUAAGGCAUUUGACAUCCGCUAACAUGAACAAGCGGAAGUACGAACGGACGAUUUUGUCGGAACCAAAUUUCUUGGAUGCAUAGGUUGCAUGUUUACCAUUUACAAAGAGUUUCUAGAAAAUCCGGUUGGAUAAAGUAAAUGGAACAAAACGUUUUGGGUAGUUCCUGCGGAUACCCACACUUUCUUUCCUGUGUGCAGAUCGGAUGCAGAAAUAGACAACAGCACGUCUACUCGGAAGAUUUAGUCAGCACAACGGCAAAUGUGAACAUGAUAGAGCGCGGAAAGGUGAAAGCGAAUUGCAGAGCUUUAAUUAGCCUCUCUGCCAUGGGUCAUUUGGGUUUUUAGAUCUGCGCGAGCCUACGUCACUGUCGUCACCUUGUCUAAUUUGCCAUAUCUGCCGACGGUCCUUUGACUAUGGAGGAAAUUUUCGCAUGUCUUACCCAGACAAGUUUCGCUUUGAUUACUUAAAUUUGCUACAUCAUUUAAUACCUUUUCAUCUCAUUCACCGUUCAUUUGUUUCUUGAAAGAGUGCUUGUGACGUCAAUCCAUGCCAUAACAAUUCUACCUGCCAGUCGGGAUUUACAGACCAACGGUAUCGUUGCGUAUGUGCGCCGGGUUUUACUGGCGAAGAUUGUGGACAGGGUAAGAAUAAAAGAAUUGAAAACGAUUUUGUGUUUCUACCAUUCCUUCUAACACCUUUACCUGAAGAAUGCUGCUGAUUAAGAAGUAUUUUAAGAGCCAGCUGUGAUUUCAUUUGUUUGUGUUAGGCAAAAAAAGUAAAAUAAAGCUAGGGAGUACUCUUUAUGAACCCUUGCUAACAACUUUGUGAGGUCGUCAGGACGAACGAAAGCGCACCCAGGGACAGUUAAGAGGGCGGAAAAUUGCUUCAUAGAAAGAACAAAAAGAGCGCACAUGACGUUCCUAGUUUACUUGGCAACCGAGUUAAAGUGGAAAUAAUAAUACUAAUAAAUUGAAUAAAUACUCCUUUUUCCCUAACCUCACACACAGAUCUUAACUACACAAGCGCACUUUUCUGUUACAAGAGUACAGUUGACAAAGUACUUUUUUCAUGACAAAACAAAUGAAACAAUGAUUAUUUGUUCUUGGUUCAGAAAUAUUGUGAUUCACAGACACAUGACUAUGCAUUAGGCGUUGUUUAGAGACAAUUCAGUGGGAUCGCCUGGCUGUUGUUUGCUUGGUAGCUUUAAGCGAGCAACUUCUUUCAAAUUUAGUCCUGUGUCGUUUAUUAUUAUAAAGAGUUUUUCCUUAUCUCAAAUAUUUCAAUUUGCCCAGAUGUCGACGAAUGCAGUGCCUUUUCCUCCAUCUGUGAUAUAAAUGCCAUCUGUCGGAAUAGUGAAGGAUCUUAUCUAUGUUCAUGUAAGGAGGGGUUUGCUGGUGAUGGCAAGGCUUGCAAAGGUAAAGCGAAUAACCUAUAA